GCCCCAUUUCCCUCCAAGAAGAGCUCCUCAUCGAUCGUCUCCCCCGGCUAGCUCUUCUUCCACUCCUCCCAUAGCUUCCCAGCGACCAACACCCACCUCCACCUAGCAAUGGCAGGCAACGGCCCCAUCUGCGAGAAGGACCCGCUCAACUGGGGCGCGGCUGCGGCCGAGCUCACCGGCAGCCACCUUGACGAGGUGAAGCGGAUGGUGGCGCAGUUCCGUGAGCCGGUGGUGAAGAUCGAGGGCGCCAGCCUCCGCGUGGGCCAGGUGGCGGCCGUGGCCCUGGCCAAGGACGCGUCGUCCGGCGUGUCCGUGGAGCUGGACGAGGAGGCGCGGCCCCGCGUGAAGGCCAGCAGCGAGUGGAUCCUGAACUGCCUCGCCGGCGGCGGCGACAUCUACGGCGUCACCACCGGCUUCGGCGGAACCUCCCACCGCCGCACCAAGGACGGGCCCGCCCUCCAGGUGGAGCUCCUCAGGCAUCUGAAUGCUGGAAUCUUCGGCACCGGCGCCGACGGCCACACGCUGCCGUCGGAGGUGGUCCGCGCCGCCAUGCUGGUGCGCAUCAACACCCUCCUACAGGGCUACUCCGGCAUCCGCUUCGAGAUCCUCGAGGCCAUCACCAAGCUCCUCAACACGGGCGUCAGCCCCUGCCUCCCGCUCCGUGGAACCAUCACCGCGUCCGGCGACCUCGUGCCACUGUCCUACAUAGCCGGCCUGAUCACCGGCCGCCCCAACGCGCAGGCCACCACGACCGACGGCAGGAAGGUGGACGCCGCGGAGGCGUUCAAGGUCGCCGGCAUCGACGGCGGCUUCUUCAAGCUGAACCCCAAGGAGGGCCUGGCCAUCGUCAACGGCACGUCCGUUGGUUCCGCGCUCGCCGCCACGGUGCUGUUCGACUGCAACGUCCUCGCGGUCCUCUCCGAGGUCCUGUCGGCCGUCUUCUGCGAGGUGAUGAACGGCAAGGCCGAGUUCACCGACCACCUCACCCACAAGCUCAAGCACCACCCGGGCUCCAUCGAGGCCGCGGCCAUCAUGGAGCACAUCCUCGCGGGCAGCGCCUUCAUGGGCCACGCCAAGAAGGUCAACGCGAUCGACACCCAGCUCAAGCCCAAGCAGGACAGGUACGCGCUCCGCACCUCGCCGCAGUGGCUCGGGCCCCAGAUCGAGGUCAUCCGCUCCGCCACCAAGUCCAUCGAGCGCGAGGUCAACUCCGUCAACGACAACCCCGUCAUCGACGUCCACCGCGGCAGGGCGCUCCACGGCGGCAACUUCCAAGGCACCCCCAUCGGCGUGUCCAUGGACAACACCCGCCUCGCCAUCGCCAACAUUGGCAAGCUCAUGUUCGCGCAGUUCUCCGAGCUCGUCAACGAGUUCUACAACAACGGGCUCACCUCCAACCUGGCGGGCAGCCGCAACCCGAGCCUGGACUACGGGUUCAAGGGCACCGAGAUCGCCAUGGCGUCCUACUGCUCUGAGCUGCAGUACCUCGCAAACCCGGUCACCAACCACGUCCAGAGCGCGGAGCAGCACAACCAGGACGUGAACUCGCUCGGCCUCGUCUCCGCCAGGAAGACCGCCGAGGCCGUGGACAUCCUCAAGCUCAUGUCCUCCACGUACAUGGUGGCGCUGUGCCAGGCCGUCGACCUCCGCCACCUCGAGGAGAACAUCAAGGCCUCCGUGAAGAACUGCGUCACGCAGGCGUCCAAGAAGGUGCUGACCAUGAACCCCACCGGCGACCUCUCCAGCGCGCGCUUCAGCGAGAAGAGCCUCAUCACGGCCAUCGACAAGGAGGCGGUGUUCAGCUACGCUGACGACGCGUGCAGCGCCAACUACCCGCUCAUGCAGAAGCUGCGCGCCGUGCUCGUCGACCACGCCCUCACCACCGGCGCCGCCGAGGCCGAGGGCGAGGCCACGGUGUUCUCCAAGAUCACCAAGUUCGAGGAGGAGCUGCACUCGGCGCUGCCACGGGAGAUCGAGGCCGCCCGCGUCGCCUUCGAGAGCGGCACCGCGCCGAUCCCGAACCUGAUCAAGGAGAGCAGGUCGUUCCCGCUGUACCGCUUCGUCCGCGAGGAGCUGGGCUGCGUCUACCUCACCGGCGAGAAGCUCCUGUCCCCCGGCGAGGAGUGCAACAAGGUGUUCCUGGGCAUCAGCCAGGGCAAGCUCAUCGACCCCAUGCUCGAGUGCCUCAAGGAGUGGAACGGCGAGCCACUGCCCAUCAACGUCUAGAGCGGCGGCGGUCCGUGCGAUCGGGGGAGGCUACAAAAGAGGAGAGUACAUCCAAGAAUAAGGCGCUUGAUUCGUAUAUGUUCCUUCACAUCGUGUCUCUUUUGACCUUCUUUCGUGCGUUGGUGUUGAUCAACGUGUGGUGUUGUUAUUAAUCCAUCGAUUGUGUAGCAGCUCUGCCAUGGCGUGCAAUGCGCACGCCUUGGCUGGCCAGGUUGUUUUUUCCUAAGAUAUAUAUUGUCGUUGUAUUUUUGGGAGUGAA
Lolium perenne is the source of this 2485-nucleotide messenger RNA. RefSeq names its product phenylalanine ammonia-lyase. The record is from RefSeq and is a predicted model, not a curated record. NCBI's taxonomy places the organism in Eukaryota, Viridiplantae, Streptophyta, Magnoliopsida, Poales, Poaceae. Gene Ontology annotation, cellular component: cytoplasm. Gene Ontology annotation, biological process: L-phenylalanine catabolic process. Gene Ontology annotation, molecular function: ammonia-lyase activity.